Molecule: messenger RNA, 1092 nt
Organism: Aegilops tauschii subsp. strangulata
Lineage: Eukaryota; Viridiplantae; Streptophyta; Magnoliopsida; Poales; Poaceae
Source: RefSeq, a predicted model, not a curated record
AUGGUGCGGCAAGUGGAGCAUAUUCUCAACUUCAAGGGCUCAAUCAAAGGGAGAAGAGUGAUCAACCGGGAUAGGGUGUACGAAGCAAAACUACUGCAUAUGGACUACUUUGCUCCCAAUCCUACUUUCCCUGAUGAUCCAUGGUUUCGUCGCCGUUUUUGCAUGUGGAAAUCAUUAUUUUUACGCAUUGUGGAUGAAGUGGAGGCACAAGACGACUACUUCAAGCUCACAAGGGAUUUCUGUGGACAACUCUCUUUCUUUGCCAAGCGGAAGUGCACGAUUGCUCUGAGGAUGCUUGCACUUGGUACUGCUACCGAUGCCAUUGGACACAGAGAAGUUGUGGCUAUUGGAGAGGCAAGGGGGUUUCCAGGAAUGCUUAGAUCAAUUGAUUGCAUGCAUUGGAAAUGGAAGAACUGCCCCAAAGGUUUUGGAGGAAUGUAUCAAGGUCACACAAGAGAGGCCACCAUCAUACUAGAGGCGGUGGCAUCACAUGACUUACGCAUUUGGCAUGCUUUCUUUGGAAUAUCGGGGUCUCACAAUGACAUCAACGUGCUUCAACGAUCUCCGGUGUUCAGGAGGCUUUGCAGUGGGGAAUCACCGCCAUGCAACUACACUGUCAACGUCCUAGAGUACAACAUGGGAUACUAUCUUGCCGAUGGUAUCUAUCCGCAGUGGGCGGCGUUCGUGAAGACUGUAUCUGAACCACAUGGCAAUAAACGGAGCCACUUUGCAACAAUGCAGGAAGCGGCUAGGAAGGCUGUGGAGAGGGCAUUUGGUGUGCUUCAAGCUCGUUGGAGAAUUAUGCGGAGCACUGCAAUGAUGUGGGAGUCAGAAACUUUGUGGCAGCUGAUGACAUGUUGUGUUAUUCUGCACAAUAUUAUCGAGGAUGAGGGUGAUGGUGUAGCCCAAACCCAUGAUUUUGAAGCACCUGGAGAACAGGUUGAAAUUCCGGAAGAUCAAGAUGCGGCUCAGCUUAUGAACUUUCUGCAGAUGCAUCUGAAUCUUCGAGAUCAUCAGGUGCACAUGCAGCUACUCAAUGAUCUUGUGGAGCACAUGUGGACCCACAAUGGCAACCAAGGAGCUAAUGCUUGA